Messenger RNA from Strongylus vulgaris, 621 nucleotides. The record is from the annotation of a GenBank genome assembly. NCBI's taxonomy places the organism in Eukaryota, Metazoa, Nematoda, Chromadorea, Rhabditida, Strongylidae.
AUGUCAGAGCUGAGCAUGGCGUCACAUUUACCUGACGUUGUGGAAGGUCAACCAAUAGGAAGUGUUGGAAAACUCGCUUCAAAUCUAGAAAUGAAGGUAAUUGCAGUCUUUACCUUCACUGCUAUCAUUGAUCCAGAAAAUCGUUCUGAAAAGGCCCGAGGAGAAAUUGGAGAGAUAUGCGUUCGUGGUCCUACCGUAAUGCUCGGAUACUUUGGAAAACCGGAAGCCACCCAAGAGUGCAUUAUAGAUGGUUUUAUGCACACUGGUGAGCAAUUUGUAACUCCCCCAACUUUGAUGGAGCGUGAUCUGGGCUACGUCGACAACGAUGGCUACUUAUUUAUAGUCGAUCGUUUGAAAGAGCUGAUAAAAGUCAAAGGGUUUCAGGUUGCCCCAGCUGAGCUGGAAGAUCUUCUACUACGACAUCCGUUGAUCGAUGAUGCCGCUGUUAUCGGGAUUCGAAGUUCGGAAGGUUUUGAGCUUCCGAAAGCCUUCGUAGUUUGCGGCUCAAGUCACCUGACUGAAGAAGAUGUGAAAACUUUUGUGAAAGGUAAUGUUGGUAAACUUUUUUCGCCAAAUAAGAUUUGUAAGAAGAAUUGUAUUUCAAUUACUGAUUUCUUCUAG